AUGGAUCAUAUGUGUAAUACCGAUCUUCACUGGGCAGAAGACGACAAUGCAAGAGGAACUGAUACACCACCACUUGAUAUUGGCGCCUUUCUCGAUAACCCUCAGUGGUGGCCCCAGGGGGUGAAGGGCUGUACCGAAUUUACCGGCGCAGCAGAGGGAAACAGGCGUUGCAAACUACGCAGUGCAACGCUUGAAUUGCUACACACCCUCAGAUCUAUUUUGUCCACCUCGUAUUUCGGUACAAUAAAGCAUAAAGCAUGCCCCGAAGAUGAACACAAGGAAGGAAACCGGUCGGGGCCCCCAGCAAAAAAAAAAAUAUCCUCUACCACCGUGAGCAGCGGUGGCGUGUAUAUGAAGGAUGUUCCUCCGUGCUUUUCUGUUUUCACGCGCUUUAACUGCAAUGUAACACUCGUGGGUCAGCAGUUCCUCGCCGCGGAAAUGGCAGUUUCUGUUCUUUGCAGUGGAAUGGCUUCAGUUCAAGGUAAUGAAAUUCUUAAAGUUCUAAAGUAUGCAGCAGACAAGGACGAAGUGUACUUUAGGCACAUUAUGCUGAGCCCCACUACUAGCGCGCUGGCACAGAAAGAGCAGCGUGAACCGCAGCCUCUUCAUCUGUUGGGAAGCAAUGCGCCGUUCUCAUAUGGAUUCCUAGUGGCGCAUCUAUCUGCCUUUCCUCCGCAAGUGCGCCAGUUGGUUUUGUCCGAGACAUUGCCGUUUGGGCGUAUCCUUGAUGUUUGCGGAAUAAAGCGGUUCGUGGAGACAGAUUGGCACUUGCAUAUUCACCUAGGUGACGCCUUCUUCAGCCCGCAGGACGAGCCUGGACGUGGGGCCGUUGAGUCGUCCAACAUCACUGACUCUGAGGGCAAGUUCAAAGAGGAAACUGUCGAGUGUAGGUGUACGAAGGCACCCCAUGGAUCGCGCUGUACAUACGGAAGGCUGAUGACAGUAUGGUGCGACGGGCAGCCAGGGGCACGGGUGGUUGAAAUUCUAAAUCCUACAGUUGUACUGACUACCCUUCUUGCUGCUGAGGCAGAGCGAAAGGCCGGGGUCGUAGAAAAAUUUAGAGAUCAUGCUUUAGUCUGCCCAGGGAACGGCAGUCACAGUGUGAGCAUAAGUCCUCGUAAUCCUUGGCGUACUGCCGAGGAAAGGUUUCACUUUCUUGCUGCUCACUGCCUUCACUCUGUAUUUCAAUGCCCCAUUCACCGCGGGGUGCUUCCUAAGCCGCACAUCACACUAGAGGAUCUGCUGCGUUUGACAGCUUCUUACGUUUGGCCCUUGUGGGCCGAAAGUACAGCAAGCGGUCCUUCUCCACAAUCUCUGUUGAUGUGCAGAGUGCCAGCUUGUGGUUGGUGGCCUCCUUUAUACCUGGCAUUUAUGCUCUGUUGCCCAACUUGGCGAAUCCGUUCAUUAAUCAAUGUUCUGCUUGAUGACCCGCAGAAUGCCAGUAGGCACCCCUCGAAUGCAAUGAGAACUGGAGACUGGGGAAUCUCCCAUUACUUUUAUGAUGCCUCCGGCUUUUUGAGAGGUACAGAAUGUGCAGCACUAGUAUGUUCUGCAUCGUAA
Molecule: messenger RNA, 1560 nt
Organism: Cyclospora cayetanensis
Lineage: Eukaryota; Apicomplexa; Conoidasida; Eucoccidiorida; Eimeriidae
Exons: 4
Coding region: 1-1560 (519 amino acids)
Source: RefSeq, a predicted model, not a curated record